Drosophila persimilis is the source of this 348-nucleotide messenger RNA. RefSeq lists its product as uncharacterized. NCBI's taxonomy places the organism in Eukaryota, Metazoa, Arthropoda, Insecta, Diptera, Drosophilidae. The transcript is spliced from 2 exons. The record is from RefSeq and is a predicted model, not a curated record. The coding region runs from base 1 to 348 and encodes 115 amino acids.
AUGAAUUUCACUUUAAUUUUGCUGAUUGCCUGUGCUACUUGCAUCCUGGCCGCACCUGCACCCGCACCCGUGGCCGAAGAGCAGCAGCAGCAAGGUGCAGAGGAGGGCUCUGUGAAGGCCAAGCGUGGCCUGUCGCUCGGUCUGGGCUACCACGCCCCAUUGGUGACAUCCUCGCACUACGUUGCCGCACCGACUAUAGUACACCACGCACCAUUAAUUUCGCAUGCACCGCUCAUUUCGCAUGCACCACUCAUCUCGCAUGCACCGCUCAUCGCGCAUCAUCCGGUGUCGUAUCACCUGCCCAGCUACCAUUCCAUCCACUCCCUCCACUCCUACCAUCACUUCUAA